GUCCAUGCUCCGCCAUUGCAAGGCCGGCAGACAACAAUAUCGGCGCACUACUUUGAAAGAUUAGUUUGUUUAGGCUAGAAAUAUGGAAGGUAAUCUCAACACUUCACAAAUAAAACGAGUUGCAGUAAAAUGCGAAGAUAGAUCAGAAAAUUUUAAGUAUCAAACAAGUGAUAAAAACUUUCAAAGACAAUUCGCUCAUAUUUAUUCCGAGAGAUUAUUGACUUUAAGACCAAAAUUAGAAAAAGCAGUUAAAGAAGUUUUCGACUUGCCUAUUUAUAAAUUAAAAGAUUUACAAACGAAUAAAAGAUGUGUUAUCAUUGGUACCCUAUUCAAAUCGAUGCAACUUAGACCAACAAUUUUGAAGGAAAUAAGUGAAGAAAAUGAUAUACCCCCCCAACCUAUGGAUUGUUAUAUAGAUGAAUCUGAUGAACUUUAUCUUGAAGAUGAAGUACAGAGAAUUAUAUUAGUUGGCAAUAUAAAAGCUUCCGACUAUGUCACAGGAGUUACAACGGCUAUAGUUGGUCUAGAGAAAGAAGAAGAUCAUGGUAAAUUCUAUGUUGAAGAGGUGUUUGAGUUACCACUUCCGGAACAACGUGCGAAACCCAGUCUAUCAGAUGACAUGUGGAUAGCCUUCGUGUCGGGUUUAGAUCUCGAUGGUGCCAACGAUGACUUGGUAUCCCUUCAGUUGCUUGUUGAUUACUUGACUGGAAUCCUUGGUUGUGAUGAAGAUCAGGCCAAAAUUUCAAAGAUUACGCGGUGUAUUUUUGCUGGAAACUGUUUAAAUGCUGCUACUGUAGAUAAGAAUAGUGUACAAAAGGCCAAAUAUCUUAGCAAAAAAAGCACAUCAGGAAGUUUGGAAGCCAUGCGAGAACUAGACCAUUUUUUAAGCCAAAUAGUGAGUAACAUGAACGUUACUUUACUACCAGGGAAAAAUGAUCCAGCAAAUUAUGCUUUACCUCAACAACAGUUUCACAAGUGCAUGUUUCCAAGUGCUGGGAAAAACACAAAUUUUCAUUUAACCACCAAUCCUUGUUCCCUGAAUAUUCAUGGUUUUGAUGUAUUAGGUCACAGCGGUACCCCACUUCAUAACAUAUCUGAGUACUCCUCUCUAAAGUCUGACACAAGUCUUCUUUUCAAGACACUAAAGUGGAGACACCUUGCCCCAACUGCUCCCGACACUCUAGCUUGCUAUCCACUUUUCAACCGAGAUCCAUUUAUUGUUGAAACAACGCCUCAUAUAUUUUUUUCGGGAAAUCAUGAUAGACUUCAACAUAAAAUUUUUGAAGAAAACGGUAAAGAAGUACUAUUACUUGGUCUACCUCGAUUCUCUGUAACAAAGACGUUUGCAUUGGUUAAUUUAAAAACUUAUGAAGUUUGUCCUGUAACUAUUGAUACUUGCAUCGAAGAAUCAAGUUGA
Dimorphilus gyrociliatus is the source of this 1417-nucleotide messenger RNA. Lineage: Eukaryota; Metazoa; Annelida; Polychaeta; Dinophilidae. The record is from the annotation of a GenBank genome assembly.